AAGGAAAACAGGGAAUGAAGAAGAGGAAGAAGACAUAGUAGAUGGAUAUAUAAUUGGAUCAGAGACUUUAUAUUUUAUACGUUAUUUCAGGUAAGAAUUGGGACAGCUUUAUCAGGAAGGUACAUGGUGGAAAAUGGUACUCCUCAGGGCAGUGUCAUAAGUCCAAUAUUGUUUUCCAUUAUGAUUGUGUUCUCUCAAGUUCAGGAGUAUUGUGCAGGUCCCCCUUAAGGGAAAGGAAUAUUCAUCAUACAUUAGGAGAAAAUACAGGCAAUUCAUGUUGUAGAAAAUGGUUAGUUAUAUAGGGUUUCAAGUUCUCAGUGUAAAAUACAUGUUGUUAAGAUGACCCUCAAUGAUUUUGAAGUUGAUCUGAGGAAAGCUGUAGGAGGAGUUCGUUAAAAUACACAACGUGUAAAAUGGCCAAAAUGGCCACUAAAUCCAAAAUGGCAGACUUCUUGUUGCGUUAAUCAAAUUGGUGGCACACACUUUAUUUUCCGUCCGGUCAUGCCGCACAUGUGUUCCAAAUUUCGUGAAGAUCGGUGAAACCAGAUGGAAUUGCUGCAUUUUAGGGGGCGCUGUUGAGCCUUUUUGCCACACCCAUUUCCAAUUACUCCAUAAUACGUACAUUAUCACCAAGCCUGACGCGCCCGCAAAAUUUGGUGAGAUUUCGAGUAUGUUCAAGCCGUCAUUAAUGCGAUUCAUUCGCCUGAAUAAUCAAACGAAAAGCAAUAGGGCCGGCGCACUGUCGGUGCUCGGGCCCAAAUUAACAAUGCUGAGUAUGUACAUUAUAUACACCUUUCACUGUAGUGGUUUGUAUAGAAAUGAUAUAAAGUUAAGUAAGGAAAAGUGCAGUGCACAAACAAGUAGAAAAACCAUUUGUACAUAAAUACAAGGAAAUAUUGGGAUGUGCAGAUUACAUCUGCACAUCAGGUGAUUCUGUUUUAAUAUUAACUGAGCUACCGUCCAUGAUUUGAGCCUGGUUAUUAUCUUGUGAAAAACAGCGUAAGGAAGGGGAGGCUGUCAUGUCUGAGCUGCAGAAAGAUAAACAUCAGAAACGAGAGAAGAAGACGGUGAAGAUUCCCUCAGAGGCAAGUCAUGGAGUCAAAGGCAAGGAAACCACUGGCAAGACUCAGGAGUGAGUAAACUGUGCAAAUCACACUGGAAAGUACCAUUUUAUAUCUUCCUUCCAUCUUCAGUAUAUAAACUUAGUCUGUGACUGAUAUCGACCAUGUAAGUUUUAAACAGCCUUUUUUUUGAUUAUCACUUCUCUGUAAGUCAACCAGAUGAUGUAAACACCUCAUUCUUCUGUCACCUUAUUCACCCUGAUCCUGUCUUUCAGCGUCGUGGAUAUUGAGUCACCCAGCGAUGAAGUAGGACACCAUGACGAGGCUCGUACGGUGGUGAAAAUGGAGAACACCUACCAGACAGGACCUUACAAACGCUUCCCUGUCGGUACUGUCACAGACAUACUGAAGGACGUACUCACCACUUACCUCCAAGAAGAGAGAUAUGAAGUGGAGUGGUCCCAAAAAAUGACAAAAACAAUAUGUGAGGUGACACGAGCCCGUGUGAAGGAUCUCAUGAUUCCCAGAUAUAAGGUGGUCGUCCUGGUCCACAUCGGCCAGCUCACUGGGCAGAGCAUGCAAAUCAGCAGCCGCUGUCUGUGGGAUAAAUCCAACGACACCUUCGCCACCUACUCUAUCAAGAACAGGUCUCUGUUUGGAAUGGCAACUGUCUAUGGUGUUUACUUUGACUGAAUCCCCGAAUCCCCUGAAUUGUCAUUAUUCUGACAAUGUUUUAAACUUAAUUUCAAUGAAUGACUGUGACGGCUGGAUGAUGAGCUCUUGUGGAUGUUCCCCUCUAGCAGAGCAUAGAGAGGUCACUCCGUCGACAGCUUAGUUGACAGCACACUGUUAAAAGUGCUUGUACACCACUGCUCGCAGGAAGGCCCGAGCACACAGCCUCAGUGUGUUCGCAUCAUCCUUUGUCUGAGCCUGCGCUGCACAGGACACAGACAGCAGCAUCGCCAGCAGGAGUAAGGAACUCAUGGAGCUAAAAGAAGAUACUGCACCAAGAUGUUAUUUGCAGUUAGUUUAGAGCAAUGAUUCAAUGUGUUUCUGUUGACAACGCUUUUGUUCUUUUGCCUUAUUUAUGAGAAUUCAAUAAGUCCUCCAGUAUUGGAGGAUUUACUCUAAGUUU
Molecule: messenger RNA, 2196 nt
Organism: Hippoglossus stenolepis (Pacific halibut)
Lineage: Eukaryota; Metazoa; Chordata; Actinopteri; Pleuronectiformes; Pleuronectidae
Product: dynein light chain Tctex-type 5-A-like
Exons: 3
Coding region: 1404-1754 (116 amino acids)
Biological process (GO): microtubule-based movement
Cellular component (GO): cytoplasm; cytoplasmic dynein complex
Molecular function (GO): dynein intermediate chain binding
Source: RefSeq, a predicted model, not a curated record